Molecule: messenger RNA, 435 nt
Organism: Aspergillus puulaauensis
Lineage: Eukaryota; Fungi; Ascomycota; Eurotiomycetes; Eurotiales; Aspergillaceae
Exons: 1
Coding region: 1-435 (144 amino acids)
Source: RefSeq, a predicted model, not a curated record
AUGCGUUUCACCCUCCUCGCCCUCCCCACAGCCCUACUCACAGGCGUAGCCUCCGCCCAAGCCGCCAACUGCUGGGGCAAAGCCCUAAACGCGCCGCUCGAAGGCAUCGAAUACACGAUCAAGAAAAUGGACGAGAUCUGCACCGCAGAGGACCAAUUCUACCCGAACGGGGACAACCCGAAAUUCCUGUGGCUGCAGGCCAACAGGUGCGAGGAGGUUACCUGCUACAAAGGAACGCAGGUGCGCUGGUGCAAUGAGGACACCGUGUGGGAUCGCGACAUUGCGAUGCAGAAUAUCGUUGAUGGGGUCCAUGUCCUUCUUCGGGAGUGCAUGCAUUUGGUCGACGGCGAGCUUACUUCUGGUGGUAUGCUUUCCCACCCUGACCAGUGGAGUAUCAUCCUGCAGGGGGAGGACGAGUGUAAGGGGAAGAAGUAG